UGCCCAAACUGUCGGUAAGCAUCUCGCACCCUGCUUUGCGGAGGCCCCCUCUUAGCGAAGUUGUGGAAUGUCAGAGUAGGAAGAAAACCAACAUGGCAGACGGCCUCGUAAUGGAUUCGCCGGCGAAGGAUGGCGGCGGCAUCGUGAUCAGAGAUGACUGGCCAGGCUACCCACUGGACCUGUUUUCCUACCCAGAGCACUAUUCUGGAGACCUGGAGUGUGUUUACAUUCCCCAUGGAGUUAUCAUGGACCGGACAGAGAGGCUGGCCAGGGACAUCAUGGACGACUUGGGCGACCACGACAUCGUGGUGCUGUGUGUGUUGAAGGGGGGAUACCAGUUCUGUUCCGACCUGGUGGAGCGCAUUAAAGGGCUAAACCGAAACUCCAACAAAUCCCUGCCCAUGAGAGUGGACUUCAUUCGCCUCAAGAGCUACUUGAACGAUCAAUCUACACAAGACCUCCACAUUGUUGGAGGGGAGGACCUUUCUGUCCUCAGAGGGAAGAAUGUCCUGGUUGUGGAGGGUAUAGUGGAUACUGGAAAAACCAUGAAGGCUCUGUUGAGCCAUGUUGAAGCCUUCAAGCCAAAAAUGAUCAAAGUGGCUGGGCUACUAGUGAAGAGAGUUCCAAGUGGGUCAGGGUGCCAACCAGACUAUGUGGGCUUUGAGAUAUCCAAUCGAUUUGUGGUUGGAUACGCCUUGGACUACAAUGAGUACUUCAGGGAUCUUAAUCACAUUUGUGUGAUCAGCGAGAGUGGGAAGCAGAAGUAUAAAGUCUGACGACAUUCCCUACACUACCCUCUAGACCCAGCCUCCACCAGCUACACUUCUCCAGAUUCCCAAUAGUGUAGGAGACUGCUGACUGGAAGACACGCACAGAACGCCAAGUUUCACAGUAUUUCACAGUCAGAUUUUAGUUGUGAUUGUGUGCCUGUAUUUUGACCAAGAAAAACAUGUCUGAUUGGUGCAGGUUCAUCAUAGGUACACUGAAGAAUAUGUCUGGGUAUAGGUUUGUUAUUUGUCAUGGUACAACAUAACUGAAAUAUUUUCUGUGGUAGUUUGUCAUUCCUGAGGUGUAACCAUGUAGUAUGUUUGCCCAUGCCAUUAUGCCCUGUGUCAUAAGGGUCAUUGUUAUCAUUCCUACUGUACAUGAUCUAAUCUUGUGCUUGAAUCAUGUUUUUAAAACUAACCUGUAACUCUAAGGUAGUAAGUCACUGGCAUAUAGAAAGUAUGGCUGUUCAUAUGAAUAUGACAUCCUCAAACCGCUAUUCUUCAGUUCAGGAGCAUAGGAUAGGCCUAAAUGUUUUUGUAACCUUGUGUAGUUCAUGUUACAGUGUACAGAAGCAUUGCCAGCUGUGUCACUUGUUUACUUUAUAAUUUAUCCUUUGAAUGACCCCAUGUUGUUUAUUCUCUGAAUAGGAAACAUUUAACAUACACUGUACCAUACAUUGCUCUAUUGUCAAGAUGAUUUGAAUAGCUGAAACGCAUAAUAAACACAUUAAAACUGA
Molecule: messenger RNA, 1504 nt
Organism: Engraulis encrasicolus (European anchovy)
Lineage: Eukaryota; Metazoa; Chordata; Actinopteri; Clupeiformes; Engraulidae
Gene: prtfdc1b
Product: phosphoribosyl transferase domain containing 1b
Exons: 9
Coding region: 93-776 (227 amino acids)
Biological process (GO): hypoxanthine metabolic process; GMP salvage; IMP salvage
Cellular component (GO): cytosol
Molecular function (GO): magnesium ion binding; hypoxanthine phosphoribosyltransferase activity
Source: RefSeq, a predicted model, not a curated record